Messenger RNA from Elaeis guineensis (African oil palm), 2615 nucleotides. Its product is annotated as serine/threonine protein phosphatase 2A 57 kDa regulatory subunit B' kappa isoform. Gene Ontology annotation, biological process: signal transduction. Gene Ontology annotation, cellular component: protein phosphatase type 2A complex. Gene Ontology annotation, molecular function: protein phosphatase regulator activity. The record is from RefSeq and is a predicted model, not a curated record. NCBI's taxonomy places the organism in Eukaryota, Viridiplantae, Streptophyta, Magnoliopsida, Arecales, Arecaceae.
UUAGUUUAAGCCAAAAUCUGGGCCGCUCUCUUGCUCUCCUCUCUCCAUCUUCAAGGAGCCCUCGAGAUCUAGUGCCAUGGCAGUGGGCGGGAGCGACCGCAACGAGCUCCGAUUCCUCGAAACCGCGCCGGAAUCCAUCGCUGCCUCCUGAAUCCGUCGCUGCCGAUCGGGAUUUCGUUCCCGAAUUCUUAAAUUUCGAACUCCAAAGCCUCGGUUCCGUCUCUUCCGACGAUUUCUAGGGCUUGUGGAGGGUACUUUGAGUUCUCUCGGUUUCCCGCAAUAGAUCUUGGGUUUCUUUUAUUUUUGUCUUCUUCCUUACGCGGCUUGGCAUUACAGCCAUCGCUGGAAUCUAGUGUUUCUGCGUCGAUCCUUGAUUCUUGGUUGCAGUUCUUGGGUUUCUGUGGACACUCUUGUUCAAAAGGUAAAAGUUGUUUCGUUUCUCCUCUCUGAUCUCGCCACCAUUAUCAAGAUCUUGGCGUUUAUUUCUAUUUCUAUUUUUUACGGUAAAAGUCUCAUCUUUUUUCCUUGAAUGGAAUACUAGACUAGGCUUUUUCCCUCAUCGAUCUGCCUUCCACUACCGGACUCUAGGUUUCCCCGUUUUUUUUUUUUUUUUUGUUUGUGGGGGGGGGGAGGUUUCAUUUCCUCAAAAUUUCUUCCUCCAUCUGAAUGUAAGUUCGAGCUUUGUUGUCGCGGUCAUUGGCUUUUUUCCUAUUAUGUCGCCUUAUUAAACAGGAUCUGGCUGGACCGGAAUCUUGGAUUCAAGCUCGGUGCUUGCAAGCUUGUACAUGCCCGUGAACUGGAUCUGAGCGGUCUCCUCCCAAUCCUGCCACUAUGUGGAAGCAAUUCCUUAGUAAAUUACCCCGGAGGUCUUCCAAAUCUGAUUCUGCUUGCGAUUCUGCACAUAACCACCCCGGCAGCAAUGCCUCCCCUUCUGGCAACUCAAUCCAGCGGGCGAGCAGUGGGAAUGCCGGCCCGGGCCGAUCAACCACUGUUAAGCGGAUGUCUUCUGCCGUCUUUCCAUCUAGUGUCGUUGCCGGGAUUGAGCCUCUCCUGUCAUUCAAAGAUGUCCCAAACGCCGAAAAGCAGAACCUUGUCAUCAGUAAGCUGAAUCUCUGCUCUGCUGUUUUUGAUUUCUCUGAUCCAAACAAGAACUCUGCUGAGAAAGAUAUGAAGCGGCAGACCCUAUUAGAUCUUGUCUAUUUCUUCAAUUCUGGGACCCCUCGGUUCACUGAGCCAAUGAUCUCUGCCAGUUGUAGGAUGUUUGCCAUUAAUUUAUUUAGGGUCUUUCCUCCAAAUUACCGAACCAACUCCUCGAGUGGUGGGGAGACUGAAGAAGAGGAGCCAAUAUUCGAUCCUGCUUGGUCCCAUCUGCAACUUGUGUAUGAAUUGCUUCUAAAAUUCAUUGCGUCCUCCUCCCUCGAUGCAAAGUUGGGGAAAAAGUAUAUAGAUCAUUCGUUUAUCUUGAGAUUGCUUGAACUCUUUGAUUCAGAGGAUCCAAGGGAAAGGGAUUGCUUGAAAACAAUAUUGCAUAGGAUUUAUGGCAAAUUCAUGGUCCAUCGUCCUUUCAUCCGUAAGGCAGUAAGCAAUAUAUUCUAUAGGUUUGUGUUCGAGACAGACCGGCAUAAUGGGAUUGCUGAGUUGCUGGAAGUUUUUGGGAGUGUGAUCACUGGAUUUGCGUUGCCUUUGAAGGAGGAGCACAAAAUUUUUCUCUGGAAAGUUCUAAUUCCUUUGCACAAACCAAAAUCAGUAGGUGUUUAUCUUCAACAGUUGACAUACUGUGUGACACAGUUCAUGGAGAAAGAGCCAAAGCUGGCGAGUUCGGUGAUAAGGGGGUUGUUGAAGUAUUGGCCUGUGACGAAUAGUCAGAAAGAGGUAAUGUUUUUGAGCGAGUUGGAAGAGGUUCUGGAAGCAACCAAUACGGUGGAAUUCCAAAAGUGUAUGGUCCCAUUGUUCCGGAGGAUUGGCUAUUGUGUCAACAGUUCGCACUUCCAGGUUGCUGAAAGGGCUCUAUUCUUUUGGAACAACGACCAUGUGAUUAGUCUGGUAGCACAAAACCGGCAAGCUAUUGUGCCCCUUAUCUUCCCAGCUUUAGAGAAGAACAGCCGGAGUCACUGGAAUCAAGCAGUCCUGAAUCUAACAAUGAAUGUUAGGAAGAUGCUCUCUGAAAUGGAUGAGGAGCUAUUUUUGGCUUGCCAAAGGAAGCUCGAGGAGGAGGAAGAGAGGAGAGAGGCAGUGGAGGAGAAAAGAAAGAUGACCUGGGAGCGUCUGGAGAGUGCUGCCGCCUUUCAGCCAGUGACUGGAAACACAGCCGUCCUGGUGAGACCUGUUAUGACCCCUCCAAUGGCUGCCACUCUUACAUAGUUAUGAUGUGGCACUGGCAAGGAGAGAUUAGGGUAGUUUAUAAUGCAUUCAAAGUGUUCGAGUAAGUUUUCCUUAUAUAUUUUUUGUAUUAUGGUGUUUUAUUGUAACUACGUGGGAAUCUUUUGCUGCUUUGAAAGCAAGGCAUGUUGUAAUAGUGUGGGCGCUUAUUAUCAGUAUUGAUGCAUGUUUGGCCAUUAGUAUGGUGCCAGAUGCGCAUAUUCCCAGCUUGUUGAGUUCUUUGAUCACCACUACUA